AUGAUUAUUUGGAAUGAUUUGCCAUUUGAAUUAAAACUCGAAGUUUUCCAAUAUUUGACCAGAAAAGAGCGGUAAUUUAUUUAUCUGAAAAUAUUUUUCAAAAUCAUUUUUUCAGUCUAAAAUUCGGGCAAUGCUCAUUUUCCUGUUUGAAACAAGUUUUGCAAGAAGAAAAAGAAAUUGAAUCUUUGACAAUCGAAAAAAUUACUCGAGGAAAAAAAGAACACAAUUUUCAAGUUGACAAUUGA
Caenorhabditis angaria is the source of this 245-nucleotide messenger RNA. The record is from the annotation of a GenBank genome assembly. Lineage: Eukaryota; Metazoa; Nematoda; Chromadorea; Rhabditida; Rhabditidae.